AUGAAUGUUUCCGAGAACAGUGGAACCGCUGUCACACUUCUUGUUGUUGGUGCCGAUGAAGAAAAGAAGCGGACACUUGAUGCAUUAUCCGGCAGUGAUUUUUUUAAAAAAUCUUUAGAUUCAGUAACUGGCAAUGAUUUUUUCAAAAAGAAUUUGGACAGUGUAAAUGGAAAUGACUUCUUCAAACGAGACGAUGAGGUACGUAAACGACUUGACUCAGUAUCUGGUAAUGAUUUUUUCAAACGAAAUGAUGAUUUAAGCACACUCUAUUUACUUCAUGAAUUAAAUCUCGCUAACAAUGGUUAUCAUCAUCCAAAAUUUCGACAUCAUUUGACUGAAACACAGCGUCAACAACAAGAACAAAAUCUAAAUAUCAUUAGCAACUAUCCAAUUAUGCAGAUAUCAAUUACGUCUGCAGGCGGUAUUUUAUCUCUGUUAGAUGAACAUAAUGAAAAUUCAAAAAUAUAUGCAUUGAAUAAAUUAAACACAUUAGUUGAUGUAUUUUGGGCUGAAAUUGCUGACUCUGUUACAAAAGUUGAAUCAUUGUAUGAAGAAGAAACAUUUAAACAUCGAGAAUUAGCUGCUCUUGUUUCAUCUAAAGUUUAUUAUCAUCUUGGUUCAUUUGAUAAUGCUUUAUCCUAUGCACUUGGUGCUGGGAGAUUAUUUGAUGUCAAUGAUAAAACAGAAUAUGUCGAAACAAUUAUUUCUCAUUGUAUUGAUAAAUAUACAAAAUUUCAAGUGGAAAAAUUUCAAAGUGAACAGUCAUCCGUGAAUGUUGAUCAUCGUCUAGAAGAUAUUGUCAACAGAAUGUUUCAACGGUGUUUCGAUGAUAAAAAAUAUAAACAAGCAAUUGGUAUUGCACUUGAAACACGUCGAAUUGAUAUAUUUGAAAAAGCAAUCAAAGAAUCGAAUAAUACCAGCGAUAUAUUAUCUUACGCAUUUAAAAUUACCAUGCAAUUAUUACAAAAUCGAAAAUUUCGUACAGUUGUGUUACGUACAUUAGUAAAGUUAUAUUUAAAUCUUCAUGUACCAGAUUUUAUUAACGUUUGUCAGUGUUUGAUAUUUUUGGAUGAUCCUGAUGCUGUAGCUGAUAUUUUACAAACGUUGGUACGGGGUACAACCGAUCAAAUGUUAAUGGCUUAUCAAAUUGGUUUUGAUUUAUAUGAGAGUGCUACACAACAAUUUCUAAAUAAAAUUCAAGAUUCAUUAAGAGUGCAAGCACCAAUACCAAUUGUUGUUGAAAAAAAAGAUGAACAACAAACUCAAACAUCAUCGACUUCAAAUCAAGUCGAAGCUAUGGAAACAAAUCAAGAUGAGAAAGGGACACCCACAUCAGCAACAAAUGAUUCAAAUGCAUCUACAACAACAUUAGUAGUGAAAGAUUCAAAACUACUUCAACAAGAACAUAAGGAAAAAGUGGAUAGUUUGCCUCAAGACCAAAAAAAAUUACAGGAACGUAUAGAAAAAAUGUUGACAAUUUUAAGUGGCGAUAUAACAAUCGGUUUACAUAUGCAAUUUUUAAUUAAAAAUAAUCAUGCCGAUCUUCUUAUUCUCAAACAAGUCAAAGAUGCAGUUCGAAAUUCUGUAUGUCAUACGGCAACAGUGAUAGCCAAUGGAUAUAUGCUUUGUGGAACAACUAGUGAUCAAUUUUUUAGAGAUAAUCUCGAAUGGUUAGCACGAGCAACGAAUUGGGCAAAGUUCACAGCAGCAGCAAGCUUGGGUGUCAUUCAUAAGGGUCAUAUUAAAGAAGCAUUGAAUUUGAUGAGCGCCUAUUUACCAAAGGACUCGAUGGGCAAUUCUCCAUAUGCUGAAGGUGGUGGUCUCUAUGCGCUUGGUUUAAUUCAUGCUAAUCAUGGUGGAGACAUUAUGGACUAUUUAUUGAAUCAAUUACGUGCGACACAAGCACCUCAGACAGAUACUGUUCGACAUGGUGCAUGUUUGGGAUUAGGUUUAGCUGCAAUGGGCACAGCACGUAGUGAUGUCUAUGAAUUAUUGAAAACAAAUUUGUUUUUGGAAGAUGCCGUCACAGGUGAAGCCGCUGGUAUUGCUAUGGGCUUAGUCAUGUUAGGAACUGGAUCAGCUCAAGCUAUCGACGAUAUGGUUCAAUAUGCUCAAGAAACUCAACAUGAAAAAAUUUUACGUGGUUUAGCAAUUGGUAUUGCUCUCGUUCAAUAUGGUCGUUUGGAGGAAGCUGACCCACUUAUCGAACAAUUAAAUCGUGAUAAGGAUCCAAUCCUGAGACGUUCAGCAAUGUAUACAGUUGGAAUGGCUUAUUGUGGAACAGGGAAUAAUGCUGCUAUUCGAAAAUUGUUACAUGUAGCGGUCAGCGAUGUUAAUGAUGAUGUGAGACGAUCCGCUGUCGAAUCACUUGGAUUUCUCAUGUUUAGGUAG
This is a messenger RNA of Didymodactylos carnosus, 2391 nucleotides long. The record is from the annotation of a GenBank genome assembly. NCBI's taxonomy places the organism in Eukaryota, Metazoa, Rotifera, Eurotatoria, Philodinida, Philodinidae.